Messenger RNA from Pyrus x bretschneideri (Chinese white pear), 1615 nucleotides. RefSeq names its product protein NODULATION SIGNALING PATHWAY 2. Gene Ontology annotation, cellular component: nucleus. Gene Ontology annotation, biological process: regulation of DNA-templated transcription. The coding region runs from base 74 to 1615 and encodes 513 amino acids. NCBI's taxonomy places the organism in Eukaryota, Viridiplantae, Streptophyta, Magnoliopsida, Rosales, Rosaceae. The transcript has a single exon. Gene Ontology annotation, molecular function: DNA-binding transcription factor activity; sequence-specific DNA binding. The record is from RefSeq and is a predicted model, not a curated record.
CACAUCCUUUUUCUCCUCUGAUCCCUCUAUAUUAUCUACCACCAAAAACCUAUUAACCCGUUAACCUAACUGCAUGACCCAGUUGCUGUUGAGCUCAGCUAUGGCUAUUGCCAUUGAUGGGCAUGACCUCGAUCUCGAUUUAUCCGGCUGCACCACCACCACCACAAGCACCAACACCGUUUCCACCGACCACUGGUACGACUGGUCUCCGGUGGUGGACUGGGACGCUCUGGAGCCGACGGACCAUCUCGCGGGCGAAGACUUUCAUGGGCUCAUUGAGUCGAUGAUGGAAGACCAAGACGGCAGCACUGAGCUGAACUUGUCGUCGGCCCAGAACGAGCAUCUAGAAUUAGAAGCGUCUAAUGACACAACGUCGUCGGCAGAAAUGAUGACGUUAACGGACGAAGAUGGCAGCGCUAACGGCGAGGACUCGAAGGGUUUGAGGCUUGUCCAUCUUUUGAUGGCGGCGGCGGAGGCGCUGACCGGCGCAAACAAGAGCCGAGAUUUGGCUCGGGUGAUAUUGUUUCGGCUCAAGGAGUUGGUCUCCCCGACUGACGGUUCUAACAUGGAGAGGUUGGCGGCGUAUUUUACCGAGGCCCUCCAGGGUUUGCUAGAAGGCGCCGGGGGUUUGCAUGGUAAGCAUUUGAUUGGAAUUGGGGCCCACCACGAUCACGGCCACCAUCCGACUGACGACGUGAUCGCUGCGUUUCAACUGCUCCAGGACAUGUCGCCUUAUGUUAAGUUUGGGCACUUCACAGCCAAUCAGGCGAUUUUGGAGGCCGUGGCCCACGAUAGGCGGGUCCACGUUGUGGAUUAUGACAUCAUGGAAGGGAUCCAAUGGGCAUCCUUGAUGCAGGCCUUGGUAUCCCGGAAGGAGGGCCCACCUACCCCACAUCUUAGGAUCACUGCUUUGUCGAGGGGUGGCAGCGGGAGGCGGUCGAUCGGGACUGUUCAAGAGACCGGCCGUCGUUUGACCGCAUUUGCAGCGUCGAUUGGUCAGCCAUUUUCUUUUCACCAGUGCAGAUUGGAUUCUGAUGAGACGUUUCGACCGUCUGCUUUGAAAUUAGUUAAAGGAGAGGCCUUGGUGAUCAAUUGUAUGCUAAACCUCCCACAUUUUAAUUACCGUUCUCAAGAUUCAAUUGCUUCGUUUUUAUCUGGAUCCAAGACCCUUAAUCCGAGACUAGUCACUUUAGUCGAGGAAGAAGUACGGCCAGCAGGGGACGGAGGCUUUGUGGCCCGCUUCAUGGAUUCAUUGUAUCAUUACUCGGCAGUAUACGACUCCCUCGAGGCCGGCUUCCCAAUGCAAAACCGAGCUCGAGCCCUAGUGGAGAGAGUGUUUUUGGGCCCUCGAAUUGCCGGGUCAUUGGGUCGUAUCUACCGCGCUCAUGAGGAAGUGGGUAGCUCUUGGUGGGAGUGGUUGGGCGCAGUAGGGUUUAAGCCAAUGCCAAUAAGCUUUGCCAAUCAUUGUCAAGCGAAACUUUUGUUGGGUUUAUUUAAUGAUGGUUAUAGGGCGGAGGAGGUGGCCAAUCAUAGGCUGGUUUUAGGUUGGAAGUCUCGUUGCUUACUCUCAGCCUCCAUUUGGACGUCACCCUCAGAAUCUGAUGUUAUCAAUUAG